Molecule: messenger RNA, 1056 nt
Organism: Aspergillus sclerotioniger CBS 115572
Lineage: Eukaryota; Fungi; Ascomycota; Eurotiomycetes; Eurotiales; Aspergillaceae
Exons: 5
Coding region: 1-1056 (351 amino acids)
Source: RefSeq, a predicted model, not a curated record
AUGAUUUAUCUUUCCGGAGAAUCUUCUGUUAAUGGCCACUGUCCAGUCAAUACAUGCCAAGAUAAUAUCCAGAUAAAAAUGAUUGGAAUUAUUACAGUGGCCAACACCUCUAAUCAUAGGAUAACUUAUACUGCUAGCUUAAGAGAGUAUAUUAAAAGAAGGUACAUUCAGAAGAUGGAAUGGCUAAGUAUGAAUCUUAUUUAUGGCUACUCAGGAUUAUUUAAAUCUGAGAUUGAUUUCUGUUAUCAUUUAUACGAUAUAUAUGGCCUGAUAAACAUAGUAUGGCUGAGACCAGAGCCUAAACCAGCUGUCAAGAGAAAACGAGGGACCGCGCAGGCCGGGUUCAUAAACCGAGAGCAUGCUGACUUUGACCACAACGCCAGCGUUCAUGCCAGGGUUAGUUCAGAUAAUGAGAAUAAUAUAGAUGAUAUUUUGACUGUGGUUUCCACGCUCAGUUCAGCCCGCACGAUUCCUGAUCUUGACCUCAUUAACCCCAGGCUUCUUGAACCAGGGAUCUCGGGAGCAGGCGGUAUUACCUUGGCAAACGAGGUGCCUGACCCUCCCGAUGAUCUGUCCUCAUCUUUGAACUGUGUCAAAGAUGCUCGUCACAACGGUAACCCCGUGUUUCAGUCUUGUGACCGUAUUAGUGCCCUGUGUAUUAACGAUUAUAUGAAUAAUCAUCUGGACGCCGGAGCUGUCGAGCUUACAGUAUCUCUGGACCGGACAAAACCACACAUAGAUCUAUCUUGGGUUGAUAGCAAGAAUCUUGAAGAUGGAGUAUCUCAAGAUGAUGGACCAGCAGCUCUAUGUGAUUGGGUACCAUCCUCCAGUGCUUAUCCCGCAUAUUCUGCCUUAUUGUUGACGCUUAAGGAUAAAGGCAGAAUGGUGUCUGGAUAUUUUUUGAAGACUCGGAAAACUGGGCGUGUUUUAAAAAGCGAUUCUUUAUUAGUACCCAGAGAAAGGAGGGCAUUUUGGCGGUUGAAAAGUCAAAAUCUGACCUGGAGGCAUAUCAUGUCCUAUUUCCUUAAAAGCAUUCUUCCGAGCUAUGUUAGAUGA